UUAUGGAGCAAAAAAAUGUGUAAUUGGAUACAUGAGCAUGAAUUCUUGCGUAACCAAGUGAGAAACGAGCGCCGUUGAGUUAGAAUUGCGGCUCAUUACACACAGUCACGGCAAAAGCAUCCAAGAGUCAGUCCAGAUUGCGGAGUGUUCAUCUGCCGUCAACAGGACGCCCCUAUCGAGUCGGUGAACUAAUAUAGCCAUUGGAGCUGACUUCGACACUGCACCUCUACCUACCUAGCUAUACGCAACUGGAAAAAUAGUCUCUACUGAUUCCAGGGUGGAAGAAUGGCACAGCAUCACCUUCUACUAGCUGCUCUGCUCCAGCUACUAAGAAUAGCAUCUGGUGAUGGUGAGAUGUCUCUGGUCCUGCCGGAAACUGGCUACUGUGGAGAGGCAAUCUCAGGGAAUUGCACUGCUAGAGACUCCACGAGGCUGACUCUGGAUAUAUCUGGACUCAAUUAUCACACAUUCACUCCAGAGGGGAGCCAGAAAUCAGUCGUUCUCGAGGGCGUCUCACUAGAUGUGGUGGAGCUUACGCCAACCCAAGACAAGUUUAAGUUUGUAGUGUCCAUCUCGUACACCCUUGAGAAGACACUUACCAUCAGCUGCAGAAAUGACAAAGUAGACGAAAUCCACAAAGUCUACUGUCAAAGUGGCAACCUUUUGGUUCGUCCGCCACUCAAUAUGUCGCAGACAUCUUCAAUCGAUAGUGUGGGAGAGACCAAAGUGUCUAGGGUGGGAGCCGGUCCUAGUUUACACCAUCAGGAUUUCGACCGAGGGAGGCAUUAUUGAGCGCUCUACUGACAAGAACAGCUACGUACUUCCAGACAAGGUCAAGGGAGUAGUCAAUGUCAGUCUCAGUGUGGAGAACCACUGUGGAGAGACGACCCAGCUUGAUAGACAGUCUGUGGACACUGAGGCCACUGGCACAGGUGGUUUGGCUGGAGGUGGUGGAGGUUCCAGUGAAAGUGGUGCAGGAGAACUGGAGAAAUCUCUGAUGAUUUUCUUUUUCAUUGGGUUGGCUCCUCCCGUUCUGCUGCUGAUGAUCGUCUUUAUCGUAGUUGUUGUAAGAAAGAUUUGUCUGACAGAGAAUGAUAUACUCUUAACAACAUCACAGAGUUAGCUAGUUCAUAGCCAUUUAUUUGUGUCUGUUUCACCAUUUUGUAGUAAAAUUCACAUAUUAUAUGGAUAUAUAUGUCCUUUUGAAGCCCUCAUUGGACUAUAAUUAUAAUAAUAUGGUCAAUAGACCUCUCAUUCAUCUUUUCAUGAAACUGGUGGGGGAGGGGAGG
Messenger RNA from Geodia barretti, 1289 nucleotides. NCBI's taxonomy places the organism in Eukaryota, Metazoa, Porifera, Demospongiae, Tetractinellida, Geodiidae. The record is from the annotation of a GenBank genome assembly.